Echinococcus granulosus is the source of this 336-nucleotide messenger RNA. RefSeq lists its product as hypothetical. The record is from RefSeq and is a predicted model, not a curated record. The transcript is spliced from 3 exons. Bases 1 to 336 code for a protein of 111 amino acids. NCBI's taxonomy places the organism in Eukaryota, Metazoa, Platyhelminthes, Cestoda, Cyclophyllidea, Taeniidae.
AUGCAACAAAGUAGACGAUUUUCACAGCUCCUCUUCACCGCUUUCCUUAAUUAUUCACCUGAGAUGCAAGUGUGGUCAGGAAGCCGUGGGAACGCUGUUGGUGGAAUCGUGUAUGCAAAGCCACCAGAGGCUCUUCCUAUUCUAAAUCCAGAGUCCACAUGGCUUUUGCGUACGAAGAAUUUCUGGCAUGAUUUAAUCUACAGAAAAGAUCUUUCAUUUAUCUUUCAUCAAUUUAUACUGGAUGAAAUCCUAGAUACUCCAAGAAUGAUGGGACUUCAGGGCAUCAAAUUACGCAAACUACUCCCUAUCAUAAAAAAAAUGAAGAAACCCCAUUAG